Molecule: messenger RNA, 630 nt
Organism: Balaenoptera musculus (blue whale)
Lineage: Eukaryota; Metazoa; Chordata; Mammalia; Artiodactyla; Balaenopteridae
Product: methyl-CpG-binding domain protein 3-like 2B
Exons: 1
Coding region: 1-630 (209 amino acids)
Source: RefSeq, a predicted model, not a curated record
AUGGGGGAACCUGAAUGGACCAGUUUUCCAAGCCAGCCUCUUCUGGGGAAGCGCAAAAGAAAUAUGAUGCCUGAGACGUUGGAGAAGAAAAGACAAGACCAUUUAGCCAAGGCCAAGCAGAGACAUCGUGACGGAACUGCACUUCCUAUGAGGCUGACCAGCUGCGUUUUCAGGAGGCCAGUCACAAAGAUAACUUCUCAUCCUGACAAUGCGGUCAGGCGCCGUCAAUGCGAGGGGACCUUGGAGAAGCCCCAACAAGUCUGUGCAUUCAGGAGACUGCAGGGGCUCCAGGUCUACAGCCCUGAAGGAGAACAUUUCAGCACGUUGGACAGCACAAUUAUUUUCGGAGUAAUUGCCCUGCGUGGUGCAGGUGAAUCCCUGGGCCGUGCUGGUGCCAGGUCUCUGCACACCAGCCCUGAAGCCAUCACUACCCAGUUUUCAGACGGGGCAGAGAUGAUCCCAGGAUUGGGUCUCUUCCUCCCACAGACCCUCUGCAGGCAACGAGUAGCAUAUGCAGAUAUUCGCCGACAGUCUCGGAAAGUGAAAGGAGCAAGGGAGAGACUGGAUAUGGCCUUGAGGGCAGACAGGCUUGCCAGGGAGACAGAGAGAGCCAGGAGCCCUGAGAACUAG